This is a messenger RNA of Chinchilla lanigera (long-tailed chinchilla), 2966 nucleotides long. RefSeq names its product NIMA-related kinase 8 (gene Nek8). The coding region runs from base 19 to 2160 and encodes 713 amino acids. Gene Ontology annotation, biological process: protein phosphorylation. The record is from RefSeq and is a predicted model, not a curated record. Gene Ontology annotation, molecular function: ATP binding; protein kinase activity. The transcript is spliced from 15 exons. Lineage: Eukaryota; Metazoa; Chordata; Mammalia; Rodentia; Chinchillidae.
GAGCGGGCAGGUCCGCGCAUGCGCCGCCUGAAGGGUUCCGGAAGCAUAUGUCUGAGAAAUGAGAUGGAGAAGUACGAGCGGAUCCGAGUGGUGGGGAGAGGUGCUUUCGGGAUUGUGCACCUGUGUCUGCGAAAGGCUGACCAGAAGCUGGUCAUCAUCAAACAGAUCCCAGUGGAACAGAUGACCAAGGAGGAACGGCAGGCAGCCCAGAAUGAGUGCCAGGUGCUCAAGCUGCUCAAUCACCCCAAUGUCAUUGAAUACUAUGAGAACUUCCUGGAGGACAAGGCUCUUAUGAUUGCCAUGGAAUAUGCACCAGGUGGCACUCUGGCUGAGUUCAUCCAGAAGCGCUGCAAUUCUCUGCUAGAGGAGGAGACCAUCCUGCACUUCUUUGUGCAGAUUCUGCUUGCGCUACAUCAUGUACACACCCACCUCAUCCUGCACCGGGACCUCAAGACCCAGAAUAUCCUUCUUGACAAACACCGCAUGGUCGUCAAGAUUGGUGACUUUGGCAUCUCCAAGAUCCUUAGCAGCAAGAGCAAGGCUUACACGGUAGUGGGUACUCCGUGCUACAUCUCCCCUGAGCUGUGUGAAGGCAAGCCGUAUAACCAGAAGAGUGACAUCUGGGCCCUGGGCUGUGUCCUCUAUGAGCUGGCCAGUCUCAAGAGAGCUUUCGAGGCUGCAAACCUGCCAGCACUGGUACUAAAGAUCAUGAGCGGCACUUUUGCACCCAUCUCUGACCGGUACAGCCCAGAGCUGCGCCAGCUGGUCCUGAGUCUGCUGAGCCUGGAGCCUGCACAGCGGCCACCACUAAGCCACAUCAUGGCGCAGCCUCUCUGCAUCCGGGCCCUCCUCAACCUGCACACUGACGUGGGCAGCAUCCGAAUGCGGAGGGCAGAGAAGUCUCUGGGUCCAGGACCACCCAUUGUACCUGGCAACACAGGGAGUAGGACCAGCAGUGCCCGCUGCAGGAGUGUUCUCCGGGGACCCAUGAGGCCGGCCAUCCCACCACCACUGUCAUCAGUGUACGCAUGGGGGGGUGGGCUGAGCACCCCCCUGCGGCUGCCAAUGCUCAACACAGAGGUGAUCCAGGUGGCUGUAGGGCGCACACAGAAGGCUGGCGUCACACGCUCUGGGCGCCUCAUCCUGUGGGAGGCCCCACCCCUAGGAUCAGGUGCAGGUGCCCUCCUCCCAGGGGCAGUGGAGCAGCCCCAGCCCCAGUUCAUCUCACGUUUCCUGGAGGGCCAGUCAGGCGUGACCAUCAAGCAUGUGGCCUGCGGGGACCUCUUCACGGCCUGCCUGACUGAUCGCGGCAUCAUCAUGACAUUUGGCAGUGGCAGCAACGGGUGCCUAGGCCAUGGCAGCCUCACUGACAUCAGCCAGCCCACCAUUGUGGAGGCCCUGCUGGGCUAUGAGAUGGUGCAGGUGGCCUGUGGGGCCUCUCAUGUGCUGGCCCUGUCCACAGAGCGAGAACUGUUUGCCUGGGGCCGCGGAGAUGGUGGCAGGCUGGGACUAGGCACCAGAGAGUCUCAUAGCUGCCCCCAACAGGUGCCCAUGCCCCCAGGACAGGAGGCCCAGCGGGUUGUAUGUGGCAUUGAUUCUUCCAUGAUCCUCACUGUGCCUGGCCGAGCCCUGGCCUGUGGGAGCAACAGGUUCAACAAGCUGGGCCUGGACCACCUCUCCCUCGGGGAGGAGCCUGCCCCCCAGCAGCAAGUAGAGGAGGCCCUGGGCUUCACACCACUACGCUCCGCACCCCUGGACCAGGAGUCCUUGCUGAGUGUGGACCUGGGUACUGCUCACUCGGCUGCUGUGACUGCCUCGGGUGACUGCUACACUUUUGGCAGCAAUCAGCAUGGGCAGUUGGGCACCAAUGCCCGCCGGGGCAGCCGAGCACCCUGUCAGGUCCUAGGCCUUGAGGGGAUCAAGAUGGCCAUGGUGGCCUGUGGAGAUGCCUUCACUGUAGCUAUUGGGGCAGAGGGUGAAGUGUACUCUUGGGGCAAAGGGGCCCGAGGUCGACUGGGAAGGAGGGAUGAGGAUGCUGGACUCCCUCGGCCAGUGCAGCUGGAUGAGACUCACCCUUAUGCAGUGACUUCUGUGUCUUGUUGCCAUGGAAACACUCUCCUGGCAGUGCGCCACAUCACAGAUGAGCCAGUCCCUCCCUGAGGCACCAGGAUGCACCUCUGAACCACCCUGAUACAGCAAUGCUUCUCUGCCUAAGUGUUCUGGAGAAGUGCUUCUGCACUGUGGAAUGGUGGGGAAGGGCUGGGGAAGCUUUACUCUGCUCUGGCCCUGGGUGGAGAAAUCUCAACCACUCUGGUCUCCCUCCCUGCCCCUCUUUACCCUCCCUACUCACUCUUCCCUCACGGUGUCCCCAGGUCCAGCCUGGCUGGAGCUGGCAUUUCACACUAGGACUACCUUUGGCAGCUGGUCUCUAGAGCCUUGCUGAGAGGCAUCUGUGGCUUUCCUCAGUUCCUGUCCUGCCCCCUGCCCAGUUAGAAAAUACGUUUCCCUGCAGGGGUUGAUGGCCUGUGAUCUUAGCUAUUACUGUUCUCAGUUGCUGAGGCAGGAGGAUCACCAGUUAAAGUCUAGCCUGAGCAGCUUAGUGAGACAUUGUUUCAAAAAAAAGUUUGCACCAGUGGGAGAUAGGCGCCAUGCUUCACAGCAGAGCAAGUCAAGGCCUGCCUGGACUGGCCAUCAGUCCUGCCUAGCCUUUGCAUGGCCUGGGGCAGGGAGGUCCAAGGGACCCCGUCACCCCUUUAUCCUGAGGCAGGAUUAACACAACCUCCGUGAGCCUUCCUUCCCCUGCCAGAGUGCUAGAGUCCGCAAGUGGCUGCAGAGAGGAUCCUUGGCUAGGUUGCCCAUCACCCCAAGUCUUUGCCCAGACCCAGGUUUGGAGUAAAGGUAGCUAGUGAGACCAGACCAGUUUCUCAAAGGACUGAAAGUAGCGCUAAUAAAAAAUAGCAACCGCC